Molecule: messenger RNA, 1753 nt
Organism: Fukomys damarensis (Damara mole-rat)
Lineage: Eukaryota; Metazoa; Chordata; Mammalia; Rodentia; Bathyergidae
Gene: Tram1
Product: translocation associated membrane protein 1
Exons: 10
Coding region: 148-1017 (289 amino acids)
Biological process (GO): SRP-dependent cotranslational protein targeting to membrane, translocation; protein insertion into ER membrane
Cellular component (GO): endoplasmic reticulum membrane
Source: RefSeq, a predicted model, not a curated record
CUUUCUUUCUAGAUAACAGCAAAGGCUUCUAUCAUUUUUGUUACUCUUCAAUACAAUGUUACCCUCCCUGCAACAGAAGAACAAGCUACAGAAUCAGCAUCCCUUUAUUACUAUGGUAUCAAAGAUUUGGCUACAGUUUUCUUCUACAUGCUAGUGGCGAUAAUUAUUCAUGCCAUAAUUCAAGAGUAUGUGUUGGAUAAAAUUAACAGACGAAUGCACUUCUCCAAAACGAAACACAGCAAGUUUAAUGAAUCUGGUCAGCUUAGUGCAUUCUACCUUUUUGCUUGUAUUUGGGGUGCAUUCAUUCUAAUCUCUGAAAACUACAUCUCAGACCCAACAAUCUUGUGGAGGGCUUAUCCCCAUAACCUCAUGACAUUUCAAAUGAAGUUUUUCUACAUAUCACAGUUGGCUUACUGGUUUCAUGCAUUCCCUGAACUCUACUUCCAGAAAACCAAAAAAGAAGAUAUUCCUCGUCAGCUUGUCUACAUUGGUCUUUACCUCUUUCACAUUGCUGGAGCUUAUCUUUUGAACCUGAAUCAUCUAGGACUUGUUCUUCUGGUGCUGCAUUAUUUUGUUGAAUUUCUUUUCCACAUUUCCCGCCUGUUUUAUUUUAGUGAUGAAAAAUAUCAGAAAGGAUUUUCUCUGUGGGCAGUUCUUUUUGUUUUGGGAAGACUUCUGACUUUAAUUCUUUCAGUACUCACUGUUGGUUUUGGCCUUGCAAGAGCAGAGAAUCAGAAGCUGGAUUUCAGUACUGGAAACUUCAACGUGUUGGCUGUUAGAAUUGCUGUUCUGGCAUCUAUUUGUAUUACUCAAGCAUUCAUGAUGUGGAAGUUUAUUAAUUUUCAGCUUCGAAGGUGGAGGGAACACUCUACUUUUCAGGCCCCACCUGUAAGAAAGAAACUACCCAUGACUAAAGGCGGCCGGUCUUCUAGAAAAGGAACAGAAAAUGGUGUGAAUGGAACAGUGACGUCAAAUGGAGCAGACUCUCCCCGUAAUAGAAAAGAGAAAUCUACAUAAUGAAUCAAAUUAAUUCAUCAAUGUCCCCAAAGAAAUCUGCUUUUUACUAUAUCUUUCAGCACUAGAGAUUUUUUCUGUUCUUAAAAAUACAGUUUCUGCUCUUUUGAUUCUUGCUAUUGUACUGUUUCAUGCAUUUUUUUAAAAGGGCAUUUGAAGGGGGAUGAUUACUAUGAGUGAAAAAUAUUUUAGCUUAGACUAAGCUACCUGCCUUCAAAAUAGUUUAGGGACCACCACAUAUUUUAUUUUGUUUUUUAAUCUUCAAACAUUUUUCUAAUGAUUUGGAGAAGAAAAAAAAUUAUUUGCAGAAAUUCCACAUAUCAGUGAAACAGUUUCUUGCACUCACCAAUUUUUUAUAUCAGCAAAGUGACCUGUAACAACAAGGUCAUAUUUUUUAAGUUAUCUUUCAGGGUAAAAUGGAAAUACUAUAAAGUCAGAUGUCAAACUUUAAUAUGUUUUCAGUGUUCUGUAUUUUAGGAAUUUUUGUAGCCUUUACACCUGGGAAAAGCAAUUUGUAAAAUCACCAAAAUAAUUGUGUGCUUUAUUUUAUACAUAGACAUUAUUAGUGUUAAUCUCCCAUUUUAAAAAAUAUAUAUAUACUAAUGGUUACAACAUGAUGAUUUAUUGCCAUAUAUAGAGAAUCAAAAUAUCUUAACGUAAAAGUACUUGUGAAAAUCUUUCUUGUGCAUUUUCAAUACUCAACAACUGGUGAUCAAAAUAUUUGCUAUGAAGAGGAAAA